AUGCUAGGUAAGAGGAAGAGCCCACAGAGAGAUCUGCUGUCAUUCUGGGCAGUGCCAGUGACAGCCCCCCCUUAUUCACCCCCGGAAAAUGAGAGUGCAGAGGGCACAGAAGAAAUGGAAGAUAAAGCGAGAUCAGAAGAGAUUGAGGACAGACGUGAGAAGAUGAACCCGCUCACUGUGCGGGUAUAUGACAGUGAUCUCAGCAAAGUUGUCCACAGGUUCCUGGAUAUGUGCCCCACCAGCGGGCCAAACUGCGGCACAGCUGAAGUCAUCUACAAGAAGAUGGAUGAGGCCAUGCAGAAAAACGCCAUGCCAUGGAGAAACUGUAUGGGGGGUUUUAUCCGCAAGCUGCUCUCAAAAUUUCUGAAGCCCGCAGCAUUGCAGCACCGGGAACUGCAUGAAAUAUGCUUUAAGGAGCCAUCCAACCAACUGCCAGGAGAAAAGUUGGUGAUUGGCUUCACUACUCGAGUUACACUCAACAGGCUCCUUGAAGCAGGAGCCAUUACACCGCAGCAAGUGCAGAGGUUCCAGAAGGCAGCAGUGGCGUUUCUGGAAAGGGCUGUGGAGUAUGCCAUCAAGAAACUCCCCAUGAAAGAGCCUCUGAUUAAACAUGCCAUGUUUCUGGAUGUCCAGCAGAGAGCAGAGUGUGGAGUGGAAGAUGCCUUCUACUUUGUCGACAGAUUUCCUGAACUUCUCCCAUACAAUGGACCUGAAGAGCGUGACAAACUUUGUGAGGAGUUUCUGGACUACCAGACCAUGGACAUUGCCAUGCCCGACGACCCAGUAAUGUUUGACUUUGAGAGAUUUUGGGGGAACAUGGCAUCAAUGAAGAACAAGGUAAGAAUUAUUCUGUACUCAUGGGAAUACCCAUUGACAUAAUCAACUUAAUAGUACACAAAAAUACUUGUGAGUAAUUAGGCUUCCUAUGUGCAUUUUUCAAA
Messenger RNA from Gadus chalcogrammus (walleye pollock), 941 nucleotides. RefSeq lists its product as uncharacterized. Bases 1 to 879 code for a protein of 292 amino acids. Lineage: Eukaryota; Metazoa; Chordata; Actinopteri; Gadiformes; Gadidae. The record is from RefSeq and is a predicted model, not a curated record. The transcript is spliced from 5 exons.